GGCUUUUCUCCCCUCAAGGUGAACUUCACAGUAGACCAGAUACGGGCCAUUAUGGACAAAAAGGCCAACAUCAGAAACAUGUCCGUGAUUGCCCACGUUGAUCACGGCAAGUCAACCUUGACUGACUCCCUGGUGUGCAAAGCCGGGAUCAUCGCGUCUGCCCGUGCGGGGGAGACCCGUUUCACCGACACAAGAAAAGACGAGCAGGAACGGUGCAUCACUAUCAAGUCAACAGCUAUCUCUUUAUUCUACGAGCUCUCUGAAAACGAUUUGGCCUUCAUCAAGCAAAGCAAGGAUGGUUCUGGUUUCUUGAUCAACCUGAUUGAUUCUCCCGGGCACGUGGACUUCUCUUCGGAGGUCACUGCUGCUCUUCGUGUUACUGACGGCGCCCUGGUUGUGGUAGACUGUGUCUCUGGUGUAUGUGUGCAGACAGAGACCGUGUUGCGUCAGGCCAUUGCCGAGAGGAUCAAGCCUGUUCUCAUGAUGAACAAGAUGGACCGAGCGCUGCUGGAGCUGCAGCUGGACCCCGAGGAGCUCUACCAGACCUUCCAGCGCAUUGUGGAAAAUGUGAACGUCAUCAUCUCCACGUACGGAGAAGGAGAAAGUGGUCCCAUGGGAAAUAUCAUGAUUGAUCCAGUGCUUGGUACCGUUGGCUUUGGUUCUGGCCUGCAUGGCUGGGCUUUCACUCUGAAACAAUUUGCUGAGAUGUACGUUGCAAAGUUUGCUGCCAAGGGUGAGGCUCAGCUGAAUCCAGCAGAGCGUGCCAAGAAAGUUGAGGACAUGAUGAAGAAGCUGUGGGGAGACAGGUAUUUUGAUCCUGCUACUGGCAAGUUCAGUAAAUCUGCCACCAGCCCUGAUGGAAAGAAACUGCCCCGGACUUUCUGCCAGCUCAUCCUUGACCCCAUCUUCAAGGUUUUUGACGCAAUCAUGAACUUCAAGAAAGAGGAGGCUGCUAAACUGAUUGAGAAACUGGACAUAAAGCUUGAUAGUGAAGACAAGGACAAAGAGGGCAAACCCCUGCUGAAGGCUGUGAUGAGGCGCUGGCUGCCUGCUGGAGAUGCCCUGCUGCAGAUGAUCACCAUUCACCUGCCUUCUCCUGUCACAGCCCAGAAAUACCGCUGCGAGCUGCUGUACGAAGGACCCCCUGAUGAUGAGGCUGCCAUAGGUAUUAAGAACUGUGACCCCAAGGGGCCCCUGAUGAUGUACAUCUCUAAAAUGGUGCCAACAUCUGACAAAGGACGUUUCUAUGCUUUUGGACGUGUUUUCUCUGGUCUCGUCUCAACUGGCUUGAAAGUCAGAAUCAUGGGACCAAACUACACACCUGGCAAGAAAGAGGAUCUGUACUUGAAGCCAAUCCAAAGGACCAUUCUCAUGAUGGGCCGUUACGUUGAACCCAUUGAGGAUGUGCCUUGUGGUAACAUUGUUGGUCUGGUUGGUGUUGACCAGUUCCUCGUGAAAACUGGAACCAUCACGACGUUUGAGCACGCUCACAACAUGAGAGUCAUGAAGUUCAGCGUCAGCCCUGUUGUGCGGGUGGCUGUUGAAGCCAAGAACCCCGCUGACCUGCCCAAGCUAGUGGAAGGACUAAAGCGUCUGGCCAAGUCUGACCCCAUGGUGCAGUGCAUCAUUGAGGAGUCUGGAGAACACAUCAUAGCUGGUGCAGGGGAGCUGCACCUGGAGAUCUGCCUGAAGGACCUGGAGGAGGACCAUGCGUGCAUUCCUAUUAAGAAAUCCGAUCCUGUCGUGUCUUACCGUGAGACAGUCAGUGAGGAAUCCAAUGUGAUGUGCCUUUCCAAGUCCCCCAACAAACACAACAGGUUGUACAUGAAGGCCAGGCCCUUCCCCGAUGGAUUGGCUGAAGACAUUGACAAGGGUGAGGUCUCGGCCCGCCAGGAGCUGAAGCAGCGAGCUCGUUACCUGGCUGAGAAGUACGAAUGGGAUGUCACCGAAGCAAGGAAGAUCUGGUGCUUUGGUCCUGAUGGCACUGGCCCCAACAUCCUGACAGACAUCACCAAGGGAGUGCAGUACCUUAAUGAGAUCAAGGACAGUGUUGUGGCUGGCUUCCAGUGGGCUACAAAGGAGGGAGUCCUGUGUGAGGAGAACAUGCGUGCUGUUCGUUUUGAUGUGCAUGAUGUGACCUUGCACGCUGAUGCUAUUCACCGUGGAGGUGGUCAGAUCAUUCCCACUGCCAGGAGGUGCCUCUAUGCCUGUGUGCUCACUGCUCAGCCCAGACUCAUGGAGCCCAUCUACCUUGUGGAAAUCCAGUGCCCAGAGCAGGUAGUUGGUGGCAUCUACGGUGUGCUGAACAGGAAGCGUGGCCACGUCUUUGAGGAGUCCCAGGUGGCUGGCACCCCCAUGUUUGUGGUCAAGGCCUACCUGCCUGUCAACGAGUCCUUUGGUUUUACAGCUGACUUGAGAUCCAAUACAGGUGGCCAGGCUUUCCCCCAGUGUGUGUUUGACCACUGGCAGAUCCUGCCCGGGGAUCCUUUCGACAGCGCUAGCCGUCCUUGCCAGGUUGUUGCCGAGACCCGCAAACGCAAAGGGCUCAAGGAGGGUAUCCCUGCACUGGACAACUUCCUGGACAAAUUGUAAAAGCCACCUGCCCCAGCAUCACUCAGUCACUGUUGUUGGACUCUG
Messenger RNA from Tinamus guttatus (white-throated tinamou), 2637 nucleotides. NCBI's taxonomy places the organism in Eukaryota, Metazoa, Chordata, Aves, Tinamiformes, Tinamidae. The record is from RefSeq and is a predicted model, not a curated record.